Molecule: messenger RNA, 927 nt
Organism: Nelumbo nucifera (sacred lotus)
Lineage: Eukaryota; Viridiplantae; Streptophyta; Magnoliopsida; Proteales; Nelumbonaceae
Product: iron-sulfur cluster assembly protein 1-like
Biological process (GO): iron-sulfur cluster assembly
Molecular function (GO): iron-sulfur cluster binding; iron ion binding
Source: RefSeq, a predicted model, not a curated record
UAUCGCCACCUGGGCUGGUUGUUGCACCUUACAUCAUCCUCUCCACUCCAGUCUCCUCUCUCCUUUCUCCACAGCAGGUCCUUCGAUUCCUUUUUUCUUCUCGGUCGUAAAAAAAAGGGAAGGGGCGAAGGGCAUCAUACAUCUCAACAACACCGCCUUUUCUUAAUUUCUUCUCUAAAGUUAUCUUAGCUGCUGCUACUGCUACUGCUGCUUCCAGAGAACUAGAGAAUAAACAAAAUACAGAUUUUAAUUUGGGUGGAUAAUAAAAUGCUGAGGCUUGGUUGUAAGAGAUUUCUAGGGUUUUCGAACCAGAGGAACCAGACGCUGCCACAAACUCUGCUGCGUCUCUACCAUGAGAGGGUCGUCGAUCACUACAAUAAUCCCCGCAACGUCGGAUCCUUCGACAAGAACGACCCUACGGUCGGGACAGGCCUUGUCGGUGCUCCUGCUUGCGGUGAUGUUAUGAAGCUUCAAAUAAAGGUCGAUGAAGAAACUGGGAAGAUUGUCGAUGCCUGCUUCAAGACCUUCGGAUGCGGUUCCGCCAUCGCUUCUUCUUCUGUAGCUACUGAAUGGGUAAAGGGGAAACAAAUGGAGGAAGUCUUAACCAUAAAAAACACGGAGAUUGCAAAACAUCUUUCGCUUCCCCCAGUGAAACUACAUUGCAGCAUGCUUGCGGAGGAUGCAAUCAAGGCGGCUGUGAAAGAUUAUGAAGCUAAGCGAGCUAAGUUGGGGGCAAAUGGUGAGGCUGCACCAGUUGAGAAGGUAGCUGAUGCUUGAUUAACGAGUAUGCGUAUAAUUGACAUGUCUAAAAAUGGGAUAUGAUAUGCAUGUUAAUAAUUAGCUUGUUAUGAUAUGAAUUACUUGGAACUUCUGCUUACGCAUGGUCCAUUUUCCAUGGAUUCUUUACCAAUGACUUUUUCUUUUAAA